Sphaeroforma arctica JP610 is the source of this 966-nucleotide messenger RNA. RefSeq lists its product as hypothetical. Gene Ontology annotation, cellular component: cytoplasm. The coding region runs from base 107 to 742 and encodes 211 amino acids. Lineage: Eukaryota; Ichthyosporea; Ichthyophonida. The record is from RefSeq and is a predicted model, not a curated record. The transcript is spliced from 3 exons. Gene Ontology annotation, biological process: protein folding.
UUCAUCUGUACUAAUAUAUCAAACAUGGUGUUGCUACUGUUACGUAGAUCACUUUUACGAGAUAUAUUAGCCAGUUUAGACUAUUUGUAAGGAACUGUUGUACAUCAUGGCCAAGGAAAAAGUUUCGCAGAGUACUUCACAGGACAAAUCAAAUGCAGACUUGGCGGAGAAGCUACAGAGCGAGGGUGUACCGAUGACCGAGCCUUUGGUAGAACACAGUGGUGAUUUCUCAAGUAAAGUAUUGGCGGAUAUAAGCAAUGAGUUUGAAAGGGUCGAGAAUGAUAAGAGCAUAGGACCAACCGAGAAAAUGGAGUAUAUGAAGGAGUUAUACAAAAAGCUGAUGAUGGAUGAUUCUCUCAAAGGCGACAAGCAAAUGUUGGCCGAUGUAGACAGGAAAAAAAAAGAGAUCGAUACAAAGAAGAAGAACACUCCCAAGGACGAUCAUACAGAGCUGUCUGGGGGCACGACCGAAAAAUACACGUGGACACAGACCCCAGCUACACUGAUAGUGUACAUACCUACAGCCAGCACUGUGAAGUCAAAGGGUGUACAGUGCACGAUAAAGGCUAAAACUCUGCGGCUGUGUGUCGGUGGAGAGGAAAUUAUCGAGGGCUCGUUGCACAGUACGUCCGAUCCAGAGGAAAGCUUCUGGGAAAUCGAGGGCGCUGGGGAGGGCAGACAGAUUGUUUUAACUAUCACAAAAGAGAAGGAGGGGAGCUGGCCGUCACUACUCAAACAAUGAUGGAAUAAUAAAAGAAAGUAAAUACAAGUACGCCUCAGCAGUACACUGCAGUCCACGUGCCAGUACGAGCGGCAAAGUUGUUAAAAAUAUGCAGUUCUGCCUGAAGGUUAUACUUGUUCCGAGUGUGGGUCUCUGGCCCAGGACGUAAUGCCCUAUAUCAAGUCUGCGUCCAAACGGCAGUCUCUGUGUACACAGCACAUCAGUAUGUUGAGAAUGUAUACGCU